This is a messenger RNA of Colletotrichum destructivum, 1472 nucleotides long. RefSeq names its product Putative phosphotransferase KptA/Tpt1, RNA 2'-phosphotransferase domain-containing protein. The transcript has 2 exons. NCBI's taxonomy places the organism in Eukaryota, Fungi, Ascomycota, Sordariomycetes, Glomerellales, Glomerellaceae. Bases 68 to 1231 code for a protein of 387 amino acids. Gene Ontology annotation, biological process: tRNA splicing, via endonucleolytic cleavage and ligation. Gene Ontology annotation, molecular function: tRNA 2'-phosphotransferase activity. The record is from RefSeq and is a predicted model, not a curated record.
GACUUCUCUUACUCUCUCAUAAAAACCCAUAUACACACACGCACACACACACGGAUAUACCCACUACAUGACAAGUAGCACUGUUUGCUUUUUCAAAAGAUACAGGUUUCCUAGCCUCGUUCACGUGAAAAGACCGCCGUGGAAGGUUGUUUUAGUGGAAUACGCGGCUAUACCACGGCCGAUUGCAGUGCAAGGCCCAGCGCACCAGACGACGCACAACCGCCAUCUAUCAUCAGCGUCACCCCGGUCGACGUGGCAACUCGGACCGUUUUCGAGGCUUUCACAGUUUCAGGCAUCUCCAUCCGUCGUGGAGCAAGACAGAAUGGCAGACCAGCACACGGAGACCGCGGCUGUUGCUGUCGAUGACAAGACGCAGAGGCGCGGAGGAGGAGGUGGGCGCAGAGGCGGGAGGGGUGGUGGUGGCGGGGGACAGCCGCGGGAGGUGUUGGUUUCUAAGGCACUUUCAAAGCUUCUGAGACACCAGGCCGAGAACGCUGGGUUGAAGCUUGAUGACGGCGGAUAUGCGCCGCUGGACAAAGUGCUCUCCUACGGCCCUAUCCGCUCGCUGCAGGUGACCUUCUCCGACAUCCAAGCCGCCGUCAGCACGUCGGACAAGCAGCGCUUCGCCCUCAAAGUCAACGAGGCGACGAACCCGUCGCUGGACGAGACCUCGACGGAGCCCUUGCACUGGCUGAUCCGCGCGAACCAGGGCCACAGCAUCAAGCUCGACUCGGCGGCGUUGCUGACGCCCAUCACGCUCGAUGCGGGCAACGUGCCCGAGAUCGUGGUGCACGGCACGUACUUUGCCUUCUGGCGGGCCAUCGAGGAGUCGGGUGGGCUGAGUAGAAUGGGGCGGAACCACGUGCACUUCGCGACAGGGCUGCCGGGGGAUGAGAGGGGCGUCGUAAGCGGCAUGAGGAGGGAUGCCGAAGUGCUGGUGUACGUCGACGUCGAGAGGGCGCUGAGAGAGGAGGAAGAGAUGCGAUGGUGGGUCAGCGAGAACGGCGUCGUGCUGACGGAAGGGGACGCGGAGGGGAGGGUGCCCACGAGGUUGUUCCGCGAGGUGCGCGCGAGGGACGAGGCGGCGGGCGUGGGCGUGUUGUGGAGGGAUGGGGAGAAGGUCGGCGAGCUGCCCGAGGGGCUGAGGAUGAGAGCGCCGCCGGGCAAGGGGAGGGGUGGCGGGCGUGGCGGGCGUGGCGGUCGCGGUGGCCAGAGGGGUGGGAGGGCGUAAGGCUAUGCGGAGGCCGUGAAGUGAAGAUGAGAUAUGAGGGAAGAACACAUCUCUUUUCGCCCGCGUACGCAUGUCUCUAUGUACAAGGGGUCAUUACACAGAUACAGAGCCGGGCAGGUUCGAUAAGAUUGCCUUACUAGGACCAAGGCUGAAGUCGAUUCGCAUCUGCCUCAAGAGUUCCUGAUCCAUCAUGACGAAUAAAUGCAGCUUAUGAGGAUCCGCAAAGCAUCUUGCCACUCUC